UGUCCAAAUUAGGGUUUUGCAAUUCCACAGGGUUUUAAUCUUUCACCAUUUCUAAAAACCUCACAAAAAAAUGUCUUCUCUAAUGGCGAUUCGUUGCGCACGAACCCAAAAGAUCGUCACAUUAGGUUCUCUUCUCCAAGUACGUUCCUCAUUUCCCAGACUCUCCUCUCAAUUCCACUGUUCCGGUACCCUAAACUCGUUUCCGAUCAAAAACCUGAGCACAUCCGCCGCCACGAACGAUUACUACCAGAAUCCUCCGUCUGGACCACCGUCUCAACCACAACGGCCAUAUCCACCUCCUCAAAGCUUCGAUUCUCAAGGUUAUCAGAACCAGACGAACACUAAUCAAAGAGCUCCUCAAAACCCUAAUCAGUGGAGUCCUCAGAAUAAUCCUCAAUACGGUGGUAACAGACCUCAAUACGGUGGGAACAGGCCUCAGUACGGUGGUCAAAGACCUCAGUACGGUGGUGAAAGGCCUCAAUACGGUGGUGAAAGGCCACAAUAUGGUGGUCCUGGUAACAAUUAUCAGAAUCAGAAUGUUCAACAAAGUCCUCAGAGUCAGUAUUACAAUCCGCAGCAGCAGCAACCACCAAGAAGCUCGAAUCAGAUCCCUAAUCAGAUGAAUCAGCAGACGAAUGAGGUAGCUCCUCCUAGUGUUGAAGAGGUGGUGAGGUUGUGUGAGCGUAGGUUAUAUAAAGAUGCGAUUGAGUUGCUUGAUAAGGGAGCUAUGCCUGAUAGAGAAUGUUUUGUUUUGUUGUUUGAGUCUUGUGCGAAUUUGAAGUCUCUUGAGCAUUCUAAGAAGGUGCAUGAUCAUUUCCUGCAGUCUAAGUUUAGAGGUGAUCCGAAAAUGAACAAUAUUGUGAUUAGUAUGUUUGGGGAGUGUAGGAGUGUUACUGAUGCUAAGAGAGUGUUUGAUCAUAUGGUUGAUAAAGAUAUGGAUUCUUGGCAUUUGAUGAUGCGAGCGUAUAGUGAUAACGGAAUGGGAGAUGAUGCGUUGCAUUUGUUCGAGGAGAUGGCUAAACAAGGGUUGAAGCCAAAUGAGGAGACCUUCCUUACUGUUUUCGAGGCUUGUGCUACUGUGGGCGGGAUAAAAGAAGCGUUUCUGCAUUUCGAUUCGAUGAAAAACGAGCAUGGGAUUGCUCCAAAGACAGAACAUUAUUUGGGUGUUUUAGGUGUUCUUGGAAAAUGUGGACAUCUUGUUGAGGCAGAGCAAUACAUCCGUGACCUUCCUUUUGAACCCACAGCUGAGUUCUGGGAAGCUAUGAGGAACUAUGCUCGGCUACAUGGAGAUAUCGAUUUAGAGGAUUACGCAGAGGAAUUGAUGGUUGAUCUUGACCCUUCAAAGGCUGUUACCAACAAGAUUCCUACCCCUCCACCCAAAUCAUUCAAGGAAACAAAUAUGGUUACUAGUAAGAGUAGGAUCCUUGAGUUCCGAAAUCUGACAUUUUACAAGGAUGAAGCCAAGGAGAUGGCUGCAAAGAAGGGAGUGGUUUAUGUUCCAGACACACGAUUUGUUCUGCAUGAUAUCGAUCAAGAGGCCAAAGAACAGGCACUACUCUACCACAGUGAGAGGCUAGCGAUUGCUUAUGGUAUCAUUUGCACCCCACCUCGGAAGACGCUCACAAUCAUCAAGAAUCUCCGUGUUUGUGGUGACUGUCACAACUUUAUCAAGAUCAUGUCCAAAAUCAUUGGUAGAGAGUUGAUCGUGAGAGACAACAAACGUUUCCAUCACUUCAAAGACGGUAAAUGCUCCUGUGGUGAUUACUGGUAGAGCCGCGUUUUCCAUGCCUUUCGUUUCGGAUCAUGUAUAGCGCUCUAAGCUCUUGUCAGAAGUUUGCUAGUAGCUGGGAAUGGAAUAGUAUUUGCUACGUUGUUACAACUCUCAUCUGCUCUAGUCCGUUUAUGUACUAACUUUUGAAUAAGUUAAUGCUUUAUAUCUUAUUGGGGGUUAUGUCGA
Molecule: messenger RNA, 1957 nt
Organism: Capsella rubella
Lineage: Eukaryota; Viridiplantae; Streptophyta; Magnoliopsida; Brassicales; Brassicaceae
Product: pentatricopeptide repeat-containing protein At2g15690, mitochondrial
Exons: 1
Coding region: 71-1771 (566 amino acids)
Biological process (GO): RNA modification
Molecular function (GO): zinc ion binding; protein binding; RNA binding
Source: RefSeq, a predicted model, not a curated record